AUUCAAAUUUAAUAAUAACGUCCAUUCGUCACCAUGAAGGCCAAGUUGGUAAUUUCCGUCUGUCUCCUCCUGUCAACUUUGGGAACCGGCGCUGAUGAGUACACUGUCGCGGUCAAGUAUUACGGCACCAAGUCCGGCAUGUCGUCCUGCGCGUCGCGGUCCGUCAACGUCAACUUUCGGUCCCUGGCGACGAAGUCAGGCGUCACUUACACGCGUCGCGCCGUCACCGCCGCAACCAACGACUGCCUGAAGACCCUGGAGGAGAAGCUCGUGUCUGCGGCCGACCUGCGCUCCUGUGCGGAGCAGGCCGCCAAGACCAACCACACGACCUUUGCUCUGCAUGACGGUGCGUGUUGGGGCACCCGCGUGCCCUGGCCUGUGGGUGCCUCCUGCACCUCUGGGGGGGACCACGUCAUCUACGUCACCACUCAGCUGGUGGCACCUGCUGAACCUAAGGUGUCGAACUUGAGCAUCGUCGUCACAACGUACAACGGCCCGGAAGUGAUCUUCAACGUCACUUUUAACGACCAGAGCACAAGUCGGUGCUUCUUCACGUACCAGCUCGAGUUUGACGGCCAAACGAAGGUUGUGUCGAGUGGGGAUGCGGUGGUGACAGCAGUGAAAGGGACUUGUACAAACUUAACCUUCGUGCUCACCCGCCUCGUCAUGGGGCAGCCUUGGGGACCCAGCAGCCUGUACCAAAUCCCAGUGGGAGGAUUGGUAAUCAACUCUUCAGCACUCACCUACCACCUUACAAUGAAUGCGUCCGCAGCCGACUUGUCGUUCGCCGGCGUGAUUCAGAGCGAUUCAUGCAAUCUCGUCAGAGGCUUCAAGGUGACUUUAACAGAAUCGUCGUUUGGUUAUAAAGACACCGUCAUUGAGGUGCCGAAAAGCAACACCACCUUGUUAGAACUGAUGACGGCAACUGGAGGGUCUACGAUAGAAUCCUACAGAGUUGUGAGGCAUGGUAUAAUUGGUGGAUUCCUGCCUCCACGAACAACAUCACCGCCUUGUGUGUGA
This is a messenger RNA of Hyalella azteca, 1020 nucleotides long. RefSeq lists its product as uncharacterized. Bases 34 to 1020 code for a protein of 328 amino acids. Lineage: Eukaryota; Metazoa; Arthropoda; Malacostraca; Amphipoda; Hyalellidae. The record is from RefSeq and is a predicted model, not a curated record. The transcript has 8 exons.